AUGAAAAGGCCAAAAGGAGAAGGCGAUUACAAUUCCACGUGCAGGAUAUCCAUAUUGCCAGAACACAUUCUGCAGAGAAUACUUUAUUUCCUCUCCCAAACAGAAGUUGUUCGAACCUCCGUACUGUCGAAAUCAUGGCGCAGUGUUUGGUGCACUCGCCCUAAUCUCGAUUUUUCGAUCCACGCCUUCAAAGGAAACAAACAAGACUUUAUAACCACCGUGGACAGCACUUUACAGCGAUACUUGGAUCAAAGGCUGUGCGUAGAGGAAUUCAGCCUUCGUGUAUCUAUAGGCAGUGACGACGACGAAGAAUCGAUGCCGGCUCUUGAGAAAUGGAUCCGAUUAGUCACAAAUAUGGGUUUGAAAGAGCUUCAUCUUCGGAUUAGUAUGGAAGAAUAUCCGUGUUAUAGUAAUCAUCUGCCGUCUGUAGUCUUUGAAGCCGAAUCACUCAAAGAUUUGUACUUGGAACGAUUCAUAGUGGACCAAAACACUAUUCGAGGGAUACUACUCUUGAAGAAUCUAAAAUCACUUGAUCUUCAACGAGUCUCGAUUAAGGAUGAUAUUUUCGAGAAGAUAAUAUUGUCUUGUCCUUUGAUUGAAACUUUGGAUGUCAGAAACUGUCGAACGUUAACAACAAUUGAUGCGACGAGUCUACAAAACCUAAAGAAGUUCACUUUUGUGAAUGAUAAUGUCCCCUUUGUGGAUGAUUGUAGAAUCAAAAUCCAUACCCCUUCUCUUGAAGUAAUUGAUUUUCGUGGCCGAUAUAUGCCGUUCCUCAUGGGGGCGGACUUUCGUAAUCUCACCCGUUUAUCCCUGACGGAUGUCGAUUCGCCGUUGGACCACUUGUCGACGUGCAAGUUCCCAAGCCUCGAGAUUUUAUAUAUUUAUUAUUGUUGUGGCUUCGAAGAAAUCAAGGUGUUUAUUGACGCCCCGAAGAUAAAUAAUUUUGAUUAUUUUGGAGACUUUAUCCCGUCCAUCUCUUUUGCAACAACAACUACUUCUUCCAGUGAGUGGCGUUCAAAUAUACACCUGCAUUCUACCGAUGUUUUUUCUUCUUUGUGGUUCGUCAAUCUAAACGAACUGCUCAAGUCGUUAAGCCAAUCCGAAAUUUCUCUCAACAUUGAUCAGUGUUCUCCCAUUCGAAAAAACAUUGCGGUACAAGACAAUAAUAUUAAACCGGUACUGGUGGAUAGUUUGAGUUUGAAUUUUGAUUUAUCUUCGAUUUCAUCUCUUAUGAAUGCUUUGUUUUGUGUUUGUCGUCCGAGAUUAAUCGAUGACUCUUUCUUUUGUGGAUACGGAUGGGAGAUGGAUGACAUCGAGUGUCUGUGGGAUAUUUUAAUGCAUCGAGAUUUGGAGGAAGUGAGAUUGGAGAUUCAUGACAAGAAUAAAAAAGAAUGGCGUCCGAAAACUCUGUCACAAUGGCGACGCUAUCAUCGACGACAUGGGGUACAUGUUCGUACUCGUUUUGCAUUGAAAUGGAGACAAACUUUGUGA
Molecule: messenger RNA, 1494 nt
Organism: Erythranthe guttata (spotted monkey flower)
Lineage: Eukaryota; Viridiplantae; Streptophyta; Magnoliopsida; Lamiales; Phrymaceae
Product: F-box protein At5g03100
Molecular function (GO): protein binding
Source: RefSeq, a predicted model, not a curated record